AUGCGUACAUUUUUGAUCCUGGUCUUACUUGCAGCUACACUUGUAGUGAAUGAUGCCGUGUUAUCCACGACUGCUGACAACGACACGCAAGCAACGACUUUCUCGUUGCGGACAAACUCUCUGGAGGACGCUCAAAAGGAAGAAAGAGUCGGCUCUUCCUCUUCCUCUUCGUAUUCGAAACUAACAGCUGUGGAACGGAAGUGGAAAGCUAAUUUGUCGAGUACAGCUUUAGAGGAACACGGAGAGCUGAACAAAAACAACCAAGCUUACAUGUUUCCCUUUCUCUACACUUUAAAAGAAAACGGUGUAACUCUUGAUGAAGUGUUGAAACUAGUAGACCACAAUUUAGACGCCGUGACCGUAAGCAAUUUACAAAAGUACCAAGAAGUGGUUGAGGAAACGAAUCAUGGAGUAGUUGUGUCGACCAAUAGGUCUCAACUGGCCAAAGCAUUCGCAAAAACCAUUAAAGAAGAACAGAAGCCCUUGUGGAAAAAAUUAUUUUUCAAAUAA
Messenger RNA from Plasmopara halstedii, 510 nucleotides. RefSeq names its product RxLR-like protein. The record is from RefSeq and is a predicted model, not a curated record. The coding region runs from base 1 to 510 and encodes 169 amino acids. The transcript has a single exon. Lineage: Eukaryota; Oomycota; Peronosporomycetes; Peronosporales; Peronosporaceae.